This is a messenger RNA of Staurois parvus, 431 nucleotides long. NCBI's taxonomy places the organism in Eukaryota, Metazoa, Chordata, Amphibia, Anura, Ranidae. The record is from the annotation of a GenBank genome assembly.
CGCCCCAUCACUGGUGUCAGUGGGAGGAAUAGCGCCCCAUCAUUGGUGUCAGUGGAAGGAAUAGCGCCCCAUCAUUGGUGUCAGUGGGAGGAAUCGUGCCCCAUCAUUGGUGUCAGUGGGAGGAAUAGCGCCCCGUCUUUGGUGUCAGUGGGAGGAAUCGUGCCCCAUCAUUGGUAUCAGUGGGAGGAAUCGUGCCCCGUCUUUGGUGUCAGUGGGAGGAAUCGUGCCCCGUCAUUCGUGUCAGUGGGAGGAAUAGUGUCCCAACAUUGGUGUCAGUGGGAGGAAUAGUACCCCAUCAUUGGUGUCAGUGGGGGAAGGAAUAGUGUUCCAUCAUUGGUGUCAGUGGGGGCGGGGGAGAAUUAGUGCCCCAUCGUUGGUGUCAGUGGGGGGGGAGGAAUAUUGCCCCAUCAUUGGUGUCAGUGGGAGGAAUA